Molecule: messenger RNA, 3425 nt
Organism: Oryza brachyantha (malo sina)
Lineage: Eukaryota; Viridiplantae; Streptophyta; Magnoliopsida; Poales; Poaceae
Product: homeobox-leucine zipper protein ROC8
Exons: 10
Coding region: 463-2580 (705 amino acids)
Biological process (GO): regulation of DNA-templated transcription
Molecular function (GO): DNA-binding transcription factor activity, RNA polymerase II-specific; DNA binding; lipid binding
Source: RefSeq, a predicted model, not a curated record
ACUGCCGCCGCUGCUUCUCUACUACUACCACUCUCUCUCUUCUUCUCCUUGGUGUUCUUGUCCUCUCUCUCCCUCUACGAGAGGAGCAGCAGCGGCGGAGAGAGAUUGGCACGACCAGUCCAGAAACCGAGGGUGAGGUGAGCAGCGACAGAGGAUACAGCACCGAGCGUUUCUGCAUGCAGGAGGGAGGGGAUAGAGUGAUAAGCGCGAGCAAGAUUGGCAGCAGGAUGGGGCGAGUCGGCCUGCGAAUUCCUUCCUGUUUUGGAUCGCUGUGAGUUGGGGUGGGGGAAUCCGUGCGUGCAUAAAUAGGUGCGCCGCCUGCCGAGGGGAGGGAGGGAGGGGACGACGCGGAUCAAGCACGCCGCCAAGAUCGAUCGCUCGGUUCAUCUUGCUGCUGGUGGUGGUGUUGUUGAGAGGGAGUAGCUGGUCGGUUUGGGGGAGGAGGAGUCGGCGGCGGCGGCCAUGGAUUUCGGCGACGAACCUGAGGGCUCCGACAGCCAGCGCCGCCGCAAGCGCUACCACCGCCACACCCCUCGCCAGAUUCAGCAGCUCGAGGCGAUGUUCAAGGAGUGCCCCCACCCCGACGAGAACCAGCGGGCGCAGCUUAGCCGGGAGCUCGGCCUGGAGCCGAGGCAGAUCAAGUUCUGGUUCCAGAACCGCCGGACCCAGAUGAAGGCGCAGCACGAGCGGGCGGACAACUGCUUCCUCCGCGCGGAGAACGACAAGAUCCGGUGCGAGAACAUCGCCAUCCGCGAGGCGCUCAAGAACGUCAUCUGCCCCACCUGCGGCGGCCCUCCCGUCGGCGAGGAUUACUUCGACGAGCAGAAGCUUCGCAUGGAGAACGCCCGUCUGAAGGAAGAGCUCGACCGCGUGUCGAACCUCACGUCCAAGUACCUCGGCCGGCCGUUCACGCAGCUCCCACCGGCGACGCCGAUGUCCGUCUCGUCGUUGGACCUCUCCGUGGGCGGGAUGAGCGGGCCCGGGCUGGGCGGCCCAUCGCUCGACCUGGACCUCCUCAGCGGGGGCUCGUCGGGGAUCCCGUUCCAGCUGCCGGCGCCCGUGUCGGACAUGGAGCGCCCCAUGAUGGCGGACAUGGCCACACGCGCCAUGGACGAGCUGAUCCGCCUCGCUCAGGCGGGCGACCACAUCUGGUCCAAGAGCCCCGGCGGCGGCGUGUCCGGCGGCGACUCCCGCGAGACGCUCAACGUCGACACCUACGACAGCAUCUUCUCCAAGCCCGGCGGCUCGUACCGCGCGCCCAGCAUCAACGUCGAGGGGUCCCGCGAGUCCGGCCUCGUGCUCAUGAGCGCCGUCGCUCUCGCCGACGUGUUCAUGGACACGAACAAAUGGAUGGAGUUCUUCCCUAGCAUCGUGUCCAAAGCUCACACCAUUGAUGUCCUUGUGAAUGGCAUGGGUGGGAGAAGCGAGUCCUUGAUUCUGAUGUACGAGGAGCUGCACAUCAUGACGCCGGCCGUGCCGACUCGGGAGGUGAGCUUCGUCCGCUACUGCCGGCAGAUCGAGCAGGGGCUGUGGGCCAUCGCCGACGUCUCCGUCGACCUGCAGCGUGACGCCCACUUCGGCGCGCCGCCGCCGCGCUCCCGCCGUCUCCCGUCGGGGUGCCUCAUCGCCGACAUGGCCAAUGGCUACUCCAAGGUGACCUGGGUCGAACACAUGGAGGUGGAGGAGAAGAACCCAAUCAACGUGCUCUACCGCGACCUCGUGCUCAGCGGCGCCGCGUUCGGGGCGCACCGCUGGCUCGCCGCGCUCCAGCGCGCGUGCGAGCGCUACGCCUCCCUCGUCGCGCUCGGCGUCCCGCACCACAUCGCCGGAGUGACGCCGGAGGGGAAGAGGAGCAUGAUGAAGCUGUCGCAGCGCAUGGUGAACAGCUUCUGCUCGAGCCUGGGCGCGUCGCAGAUGCACCAGUGGACGACGCUGUCGGGGUCCAACGAGGUGAGCGUCCGCGUCACCAUGCACCGGAGCACCGACCCCGGCCAGCCCAACGGCGUCGUCCUCAGCGCCGCCACCUCCAUCUGGCUCCCCGUCCCCUGCGACCACGUCUUCGCCUUCGUCCGCGACGAGAACACCCGCUCCCAGUGGGACGUCCUGUCGCACGGCAAUCAAGUCCAGGAAGUGUCGCGCAUCCCCAACGGCUCCAACCCCGGCAACUGCAUCUCCCUCCUAAGAGGCUUGAAUGCGAGCCAGAACAGCAUGCUGAUCCUGCAGGAGAGCUGCACGGACGCGUCGGGGUCGCUGGUGGUGUACUCGCCGAUCGACAUCCCGGCGGCGAACGUGGUGAUGAGCGGCGAGGACCCGUCGAGCAUCCCGCUGCUGCCGUCGGGGUUCACCAUCCUCCCCGACGGCCGCCCGGGGUCGGCGGCGGGGGCGUCCAGCAGUAGCGCCGGCCCGGUCGCCGCCCCGCGCGGCGGCUCCGUCGUCACCGUCGCGUUCCAGAUCCUCGUGAGCAGCCUCCCGUCGUCCAAGCUCAACGCCGAGUCCGUCGCCACCGUCAACGGCCUCAUCACCACCACCGUGGAGCAGAUCAAGGCCGCGCUCAACUGCUCCGCCCAUGGCCACCCCUGAUCCCCGUCGAUCUCCAUCUCCAUCUCCACCACCACCACCACCACCACCACCGAGCUACCCUAGCUCGCUCGCCAUUGCAUUGCACCCCGCUUCGUCAUCUCAUCUGACGAGAGAGAGUUGGUUGGCGCGUUGAAUGCUCGCAUUCAUGGACUCCACCUGCUGCUGCUGCUGCUGCAUCUGAAGCUGAUGCAACUCUCUCUCUUUUUCCCCAUCCAUCCAAACAAUCCGUUGCAUCCAUCCAGCCAUGAUCCAUCCAUGCAUCGAUCGCCCAAAAAAUAACUCUUUGUUUAGGUUUUCGUUGCAUUUUUGCAUAUCUUUUUCUCCCCCACCCCCUCCUCUCUCAUCAGAUUGCAGGAAUUUUUUUCGGGUUUCCUUCUUUUUUCCGAUCGCUCUUAGGCAUUUAUGCAGUCAGUCAAAUCAAUCAAUCAGUCAUCAGGAUAUCAUCAUCAUCAACCAACCAACCAAUCAACAGAAGGCUUUCAGAACGAGGGAGUCAAGAACGCACCAUGCUUGUCACUUUUCCUCUUGCUGUAACCACCAAAACACACCACCACCACCACCAUUUCACUUCACCGUUUUUCUCCAUUCUUUUUUUCUUCUUCUUUUUCUGCUGAUCCUUUUGCCGCAAAGCUGGAUUUGUUCCGUUUUGAUAUCAUCCACCAUCCUUGUCACCUCGCCGUUGUCGCUGGUGUACCAGCAGAGGAUGAAUGGUUCGGGUAUUGACUUCUGUCCAUUAAUGUAAAGCCUUCAAUGAACAUUCAUUUCGGUUAUAAAUGGAAAGAGAAAAACAAACAGAGAGUGCUGGUAAAGCUGGAUGAUGCUUUCAUGCCCCUGCUUCCCUUUUC